Molecule: messenger RNA, 384 nt
Organism: Eutrema salsugineum
Lineage: Eukaryota; Viridiplantae; Streptophyta; Magnoliopsida; Brassicales; Brassicaceae
Product: E3 ubiquitin-protein ligase ATL15
Exons: 1
Coding region: 1-384 (127 amino acids)
Source: RefSeq, a predicted model, not a curated record
AUGAAUAUGAAUGAAAUUUUAGCCCUUGUGUGGUUGUUGAUCAGUCUGAUCGGCAUCAUCUUCACCAUCGCCAUCGUCUGUGCACAACGCAAUCGAACUAGUCCCUCGGUAUUACCUCCCGAGACAAUCCGCCAAACUCCACAGCCUCAACAAGACAUCGAAACGGGACAGACGAAAAUCUUAAUGUUUAAAGAUAUCGAAAAAGAAGAAAGAGAAGGCUGUGGUAAACGUAUUUGUCCAAUUUGUUUGGAAGAGUACGAGGAUGAUCAUGAGAUUACGCGUUUAAAGAAGUGCCGACAUGUUUUUCAUCGUUUUUGUAUUGAUGCGUGGCUUACAAGGGACCGGAGCUGUCCAAGUUGUCGUCGUUCUGUUGAUUUGAUUUGA